This is a messenger RNA of Osmerus eperlanus (European smelt), 4099 nucleotides long. Its product is annotated as multidrug resistance-associated protein 1-like. Gene Ontology annotation, cellular component: membrane. Gene Ontology annotation, molecular function: ATP binding; ATP hydrolysis activity; ABC-type transporter activity. The record is from RefSeq and is a predicted model, not a curated record. Gene Ontology annotation, biological process: transmembrane transport. Bases 1 to 3207 code for a protein of 1068 amino acids. Lineage: Eukaryota; Metazoa; Chordata; Actinopteri; Osmeriformes; Osmeridae. The transcript has 20 exons.
AUGUGCCUCCGUGUGUUCCGUAACCAUGUCCCCCGUGCCUCCUCGUGUUCCGUAACCAUGUCCCCCGUGCCUCCUUGUGUUCCGUUCCGUAACCAUGUCCCCCGUGCCUCCUCGCGUUCCCAGGAGGUUCAGAUGAAGUUCAUGGACGGCCGGAUCAAGCUGAUGAACGAGAUCCUGGGGGGGAUCAAGAUCCUGAAGUUCUACGCCUGGGAGCGGGCCUUCCUGGAGCGGGUGGAGGGCCUCCGAGAGCAGGAGCUGGCGGCCCUGAAGAGAUCCCAGGUCCUCUACUCCAUCUCCAUCGCCUCCUUCAACUCCUCCUCCUUCCUGAUUGCGUUCGCCAUGUUCGGAGUCUACGUGUUGAUCGACGACAAAAACGUCCUGGACGCCCAGAAGGUCUUUGUCUCCAUGGCGCUGAUAAACAUCCUGAAGACCCCGCUGAGUCAGCUGCCCUUUGCCAUGAGCACCACCAUGCAGGCCCUCGUCUCUCUGAAGCGCCUGGGAAAGUUCCUGUGCCAGGACGAGCUCAAGCCUGACAGUGUGGAGAGAGCCCCCUACAGCCCUGAUGGUGACGGGGUGGUGAUAGACGGCGGCACCUUUGCGUGGGCCAGGGAGGGCCCCCCCUGUCUGAGGAGGAUCACCAUGCGGGUGAAGAGGGGCUCCCUGGUGGCCGUGGUGGGCCACGUGGGCUCAGGGAAGUCCUCGCUGCUGUCCGCCAUGCUGGGAGAGAUGGAGAAGAGGAGCGGGUCCGUCUGCGUCAAGGGCUCGGUGGCCUAUGUCCCCCAGCAGGCCUGGAUCCAGAACGCCACCCUGAAAGACAACAUCCUGUUUGGCCAGGAGAGGAAGGAGAGCUGGUAUCACAGGGUGGUGGAGGCCUGCGCCCUGCUGCCAGACCUGGACAUUCUGCCCGCUGGAGACGGCACCGAGAUCGGGGAGAAGGGCCUGAACCUGUCAGGGGGCCAGAAGCAGAGGGUGAGCCUGGCCCGGGCGGUCUUCAGGAAGGCGGACGUCUACCUGCUGGACGACCCCCUCUCCGCCGUGGACGCCCACGUGGGCCAGCACAUCUUCGACAGGGUCGUGGGGCCCAGGGGCGUGCUCAAGGACAAGACCCGUGUGCUGGUGACCCACGGCCUGGGCUACCUGCCCCAGGCCGACCUGAUCCUGGUGAUGGUGGAGGGAGAGAUCACAGAGAUGGGCUCCUACCUGGAGCUGAUGGGGAGGAAGGGGGCGUUCGCCGAGUUCAUCCGGGUCUUCGCUGGCACAGAGCGCAGAGAGAGCUCCACGCACAAGGGAAAGCGCAAGUCGGUCUCGUCUCGCCUCAGCAUGACGGACUUCUCCAUCGAUCUCUCCCAGGAGCAGCUCAUCAGCUGUGACAUGAGCAGUGCCAGUAUCCAGGCCAUGGAAGCCAUCUCUGACCUGGACCAGCAGCAGGACCCAGAGGACCUGGGCAAGCUCACGGAGGCUGACAAGGCCAACACUGGGAGGGUGAAGCUAGAGAUGUACAGCGAGUACUUCAAGACGAUUGGCUUAGCCUUCAUCAUCCCCAUCGUCCUCCUCUACGCCUUCCAGCAGGGCGCCUCCCUCGCCUACAACUAUUGGCUGAGCCUCUGGGCCGACGACCCCAUCGUCAACGGCACCCAGAUCGACACCGACCUCAAGCUGGGCGUGUUUGGAGCGCUGGGAUUCGCUCAAGGCGUAGCCGUGUUCGGCACCACGGUGGCCAUCUCCCUGGGGGGCAUCAUCGCCUCGCGCCACCUCCACACGGACCUCCUCAACAACGUCCUCCACUCGCCCAUGUCCUUCUUCGAGUGCACGCCCAGCGGCAACCUCCUCAACCGCUUCUCCAAGGAGAUCGACGCCAUCGACUGCAUGAUCCCCGACGGGCUCAAGAUGAUGCUGGGGUACGUCUUCAAGCUGCUGGAGGUGUGCAUCAUCGUCCUCAUGGCCACGCCCUUCGCCGGCGUGGUGCUCCUGCCCCUCGCGCUGCUCUACGCGUUCGUGCAGAGCUUCUACGUGGCCACGUCCUGUCAGCUGAGGCGUCUGGAGGCGGUGAGCCGCUCGCCCAUCUACAGCCACUUCAACGAGACGGCGCAGGGCGUGAGCGUGGUGCGCGCCUUCGGGGAGCAGCAUCGCUUCGUCCUGCAGGCCGACCGGCGCAUCGACCUCAACCAGAUGUCCUACUUCCCCCGCUUUGUGGCCACCAGGUGGCUGGCAGUGAACCUGGAGUUCCUGGGGAAUCUGCUGGUGCUGGCAGCGGCCAUCUUGUCAGUGCGGGGCAGAGCGUACCUGAGUCCAGGCAUCGUGGGGCUGGCCGUGUCCCACUCCCUGCAGGUGACGGGCAUCCUGAGCUGGAUCGUUCGAGCCUGGACCGAUGUGGAGAACAACAUCGUGUCCGUGGAGAGGGUGAAGGAGUACGCCGAAACUGCAAAAGAGGCUCCCUGGACCGUGGAGGGGAGCCCGCUCCCUCUGGCCUGGCCCUCCACUGGAACCAUCCGGAUAGAGGAUUAUGGGCUGCAGUACCGCAAGGGCCUGGACUGGGCCCUGAAAGGCAUCUCCCUCCACAUUCAGGAGAGAGAGAAGGUGGGGAUCGUGGGACGGACCGGAGCAGGGAAGUCUUCUCUGGCGUUGGGGAUUUUCCGCAUCCUGGAGGCGGCGAAGGGAGAGAUCUACAUCGACGGAAUCAACAUCGCUCACAUCGGCCUCCAUGACCUUCGAUCCAGGAUCACCAUCAUUCCACAGGACCCCGUGCUGUUCUCUGGGUCUCUGAGGAUGAACCUGGACCCCUUCGACAGCUACUCGGACGAGGAGGUGUGGAGAUCCCUGGAGCUCGCCCACCUCAAGAGCUUCGUGUGCAGCCUGCCACACAAGCUGAGCCACGAGUGCUCCGAGGGAGGAGAGAAUCUCAGUCUGGGCCAGCGCCAGCUGGUGUGCCUGGCCCGAGCUCUCCUGAGGAAGACCAAGAUCCUGGUUCUGGACGAGGCCACAGCGGCUGUGGACCUGGAGAUGGACAACCUGAUCCAGUCCACCAUCCGCACCCAGUUUGAGGACUGCACUGUCCUGACCAUCGCUCACAGACUCAACACCAUCAUGGACUACACCAGGGUGAUUGUGAUGGACAGAGGGUCCAUCACAGAGAUGGAUUCCCCCUCCAACCUCAUCUCCCAACGUGGACAGUUCUAUCGCAUGUGCCUGGAGGCCGGCCUGGUGUGAGCUCUCCCCAGACAUGAGGCUCCAGGGUCGGGCAAACCCAGCCACAGACGCCCUUCCUCCUCUGGAGGACCACGUGGGAACUGGACAGCCAAGCUAGAAGAACCAUGAGAGCACUAGAGACUCAAAUGACUAGAAUCGAAUUAACGUGCAUUGUUCUGCCACAGGCGGGACGACCAGACAAUCCCAGGAUUGGGACUGUGUCUAACCUGGUGAUAGAGAAGCCGAGGACACAGACAGGUAGAACAGGAAGUCUUAAUCGGAACUUUGACUUGAACUUGAUGAGACGCUCGUUGCGUUGCGUGGAGACCCUCGCAUUGCGGGAGUGAGACGACACACGCAGGGCUUACCGAAGCCAGAGGGAUCGUUCCACACACGUCCUCGCACACAAACACUUUGUCUCUCUUUGCCGAACGUAGCUUUCCACCCACGAUGUCUGACAAACACACUCUGUCUUUCCACACGAUGUGCUGACCGUCAAACCUGCCGUAAGAUGUUAGACUGGCCCUCAUCACCCUUACUUAGAAUGUAAAUAACCGAGAGACAUCCUAAGUAAUUGUCUUUGUUUUGUAUUCAGUUUCCAAGAUGGUGCUUAGUUUACUGAGAGUUGUGGUAAGAAAACUGUUCUCUUUUUCAAACGUCUGUCGAGAAAAGUAAUGCUAUGAGACAAUAAAAUGAUAAUGAGCUAAAAAGACAACUUUAUUUAUUAAAGUACAACAUUUUAAAAAGAGGACAAAAUAUCUGAAUCUAACAAGAAUAUGUAAUGUCUGUGUACACAUUUUGAGGCACUUAAAUUUGUUACGUUCUUUGGAAAAUUAAACCUAAUUGGAACGUUUACAUGGUGUGUAGUGGUCUGUUUUCAAAACUGCAUAUACAAUAACUGAAAGGUUUACCU